Molecule: messenger RNA, 1953 nt
Organism: Mytilus californianus (California mussel)
Lineage: Eukaryota; Metazoa; Mollusca; Bivalvia; Mytilida; Mytilidae
Product: caspase-7-like
Exons: 13
Coding region: 293-1597 (434 amino acids)
Biological process (GO): proteolysis
Molecular function (GO): cysteine-type endopeptidase activity
Source: RefSeq, a predicted model, not a curated record
CUUAUCUAGUCACAUGUUUGUUUAUUGUGUUGCUAUGUAUAAAUAUAUGGACUUACAAAACAUUAUACAAUUAGUUAUUAGGAUAUAUUCAAAAUCGAGUACGUAUAUACUGAAAACAACGAAAACGAAGUGACGAAAACAGACUGGACUUAAAGAUUCUUUAUAUCUGUGUAUCUGAAAAAAAACUAGUUAGACACUAAAACAUGUAGUAUUGCAACAGCUGAAGGAAAAUUUAAAGGCGAAAAAAGUCACAUGCACUGACGUUACCUGAUUGCAACGAACACAACCUACAAUGCAUUCUUAUAAACCAAAAAGUGAUGCGAAACGACGUCAGCCUCGUUCUCCAAAGACAUUAAAUGCUACUCCAAUCACCUUACUUGACGGAAGAUCAUCUCCACGAGGAACAGGAAAUCAUUUAAGUCGUCGUCUUUCACCGCUGCAUAUUUCGUCUUCAAGAAAUCUUCCACGACCACCUGAUAUCAUUAUUCAUUCACCGAAUAAUGAAAGGACAGAAAUCUCAAAAGAACGGUCAGCAGCUAAAAGUGGCAGAAGGAAACGAAUAAAUUCCAGCAGUAGGCGGCGCAAACGUUCAAUUGACACCAACAGAAGUCCACGUCUUGAUAAUGAUUUCAACCUACUGGAUGAUAGUGCAAGUUUAAGACGACUGAGUGUAUCUGACAAUGAAUCAAACUAUUCAUCGGAAAGUGAAAGCAGAUUUUCCAGUGUUAACAGCUUACUUAGUGGAGGACGUGCGUUUGCAGAUCAACUUACAAAAUGUAUCUCUGUACUAGAUCGAAGAGGACAGUAUUAUUUCAUGAAUCACAACAGGAGAGGAUAUUUUGCGAUAUUCAAUUUUCAAAUGUGUGGAGACAAAAUACGACUAGGAUCUGAAAAUGAUACUAAACGUUUGCAAACAUGUUUCACAAAACUUGGUUUCCAAACAGAAAUACUGCAAAAUUGUACAACUGCAGAAAUGGACCGUGAACUCAAACGGUUUAUGGCACUUGACCAAACAGAUUGUGAUUGCUUUGGAAUGGCUAUACUAAGUCAUGGGGAAAAUGGACGAAUAUCGACUCGGGAUGGAUCCAUUACUUUGGAAAAUGUUAUAAGAAAAGUUAAGAAAUGUGAAAGUUUACUUGGAAAACCAAAACUAAUUUUUGUUCAGAGUUGUCGACUGGACAAUAAUUUGACUACUGAUGCGGCCAUAGUACAAAGUAUACCAAAACUAGCGAUUGAAUCAGACUUACUUGUAUCGUAUGCUACUACGAAAGGAAAUGUUGCAUAUCGAAGUCCUGAAUCGGGAUCACCUUAUAUUCAAAUACUAACAGAAAUACUUGAGGCAAAGGGCGAAAAAGAAAGUCUUUUUGAUUUAUUGACGGAAGUUAAUGCGAAGCUCCAAGAAAUGAUCCAAUCAUUGGGUGCUAGCUGUGAACAAGUAUCAGUGUUCGAGACUACAUUAAAGAAAAAACUACAGUUUGACAAAAUUGUUGCAGUUUAUACGAAAUAUUCGGAUGGAAGAAUCGAAUAUGAGAACAAAUUGGAGGAAAAUAUUCAAGAUCAGACUUCUGUUAAGUCUACUCAAGAUUUGAGAAAUUAAAUAUUUGAUAAAUACAAUAUUUGAUGUACGGGUAUUUGUGUAAACAUGUAUCUUUUAUUUUUCAUGUACACUUUUCACAAUGAAAAUAUGUAACAUAUACGAAUUCGAACAGGGAGUCACAAAGAAUAUAAAAAAAUAUAUGCAUGACUACUGUAAAGUUUAAAAGAUGACCCCAUUAAUGCAUGGUAAAAGGUACUGCAGGUGCAGUAAAAGUAGCUGAGUCAAAGAUGACCGCGAAACAAUAUGCUUAAUAAGGGAAUUUAUUGCUUGCCUUAAAUAAACUCGAACGGCACUUACUAGAGAGUAAAUCAUGAAUUAUCAGAAUUCUGCGUUAUUCAAUAAAUAGUGAAGACCUA